This is a messenger RNA of Aspergillus uvarum CBS 121591, 5442 nucleotides long. RefSeq names its product HECT-type E3 ubiquitin transferase UFD4. Gene Ontology annotation, molecular function: ubiquitin protein ligase activity. NCBI's taxonomy places the organism in Eukaryota, Fungi, Ascomycota, Eurotiomycetes, Eurotiales, Aspergillaceae. The transcript has 7 exons. The coding region runs from base 1 to 5442 and encodes 1813 amino acids. Gene Ontology annotation, cellular component: nuclear speck. The record is from RefSeq and is a predicted model, not a curated record. Gene Ontology annotation, biological process: protein polyubiquitination; proteasome-mediated ubiquitin-dependent protein catabolic process.
AUGUCCUCCAGGGUUACUCGUUCUGCUGCGAGAUCAGCUGCAGAACCUCACCCGUCUACCAGCGCCGGCUCUUCUCCUACGAAUCCCGCCGCUGGUUCGGCGUCGACUCGGAAGCGCAAGGCCCCUCGUCCUGACCAGCCCGUGGAAGCCUCCGACCUAACAAACCCCUCAUCUACUCCUCGGAAGAGCAAACGACAGCGCCGCGCAGCGUCCCCUCCCGUCCCGGCAGCACCUCCAGCAGCUUCUACUGCUGCCACCCGUCGCGGCACUCGCAACCGUCCAGCUACUAUGUCCCAAUCCGGUUCAUCCUCGCGGCCCACGGAGGAUUCGACCAAGACUCAAGUCUCGCCUCCAACAUCUCGGCGGAAGUCUAAUAAGAGCGGAAGGUCGGAAGAGCGUAGCUCGACCACCCAGUCUCCAGCGCGCCGGCAAAAGAAGCGUCCUUCCAAGAUCGAUCCCGAUGUGCUGAUGAGAGAGGCGGAAGAGGAAUUGGAGGAGCAGGACCACAUUGAAGAGCACGAAUCGUCGCCGCCAAGUGAUAACCAUGAAGGCACCAUUCCGUCGACCUUGGACGACGACGACGACGACGGCGACGAUGACGACGAUGAUGAUGAUGAUGAUGCGGACCUCUUCCACAACAGUUUGUUCGGGGCUCGAGGCCACCUAGGCCUUCAGAGUACCCUACGGGCUCUAAGCGGCAUGAUGUCGGGCAUGUCCUCGCGCUUGCGCGAUAUUCUGAACAACUUGAGGAUGAAAGAUGACCCGUCCAUUCAACUGAUAGCUCUUCAAGAGCUCUCGGAGCUACUACUAGUCUCCAACGAGGAUAAUCUGUCAGGCCAGUUCUCUCCGGACCCAUAUGUGAAGGAAUUAGUGGCCCUGAUGCAACCAAACGACUUUGGCGAGGAGAACCCAGAGAUCAUGCUCCUUGCGUGUCGCUGCCUGGCCAAUCUGAUGGAGGCCCUUCGUGGCUCAGUGGCCAAUGUUGUAUAUGGUGGAGCUGUUCCGGUUUUGUGCCAGAAACUACUGGACAUCCAAUUCAUUGACCUGGCCGAGCAAGCUCUCAGCACUUUAGCCAAAAUUUCGGUCGAUUUCCCUGCCUCGAUCGUGCGGGAAGGUGGUUUGACAGCCUGUCUGACUUACCUCGACUUCUUUCCUACCAGCACGCAGCGCACGGCCGUGACAACUGCUGCCAACUGCUGCCGCAACUUGCCCCACGACUCAUUUCCAGUUGUUCGUGAUGUGAUGCCGACCCUGCUCAACGUGCUCUCCAGCAACGAUCCCAAAGUGGUUGAACAGGCGUGCCUUUGUGUUUCGCGGAUCGUUGAGAGCUAUAAACACAAGCCGGAGAAGUUGGAGGAGCUGAUUGAACCCGCCAUGCUGAAAGCUGUACUUCGAUUGCUUCUGCCCGGAACCACCAACCUCAUCGGGUCGCAUAUUCACACUCAGUUCUUGCGUGUACUCGCGAUCAUCUCCAGAGCCAGCCCUAAAUUGUCCGUGGAGCUGCUCAAAAUGGACGUGGUCGACACUUUAUACCAGAUCCUGACGGGGGUGUCGCCUCCGGCCAACUUGGACGAUACGGCUAUGAAGAUGGACAGCGUAUUGGUCAUGCAAGCAUUGAUCCACCGUCCCAAGGAACAGGUUUUUGAGACUCUUGAUGUCAUCUGUGAGCUGUUGCCUAGCGUCCCGAGCCGGCAUGUCCCACAACUCGAAGGUUUGAUCGGGCCCAGUGGCAUUUCCAAGCAUCCUAAGGCGCAAGAGACGGCCGAGAGACGGCGCGAAUUGCUGUUGGAAUGUAAAACGGAACUCAAGCGGUUUGCCAUGAUACUGCUGCCGACUUUGACCGAUGCUUACUCCAGCACUGUCAAUCUGGAGGUUCGCCAGAAGGUUCUCACCGCUCAACUCAAGAUGCUUCACAAUUUGGACGUCGGUUUGAUUGAAGAUGCUCUGAAAUCGGUCCCUUACGCAUCUUUCCUAGCAGCGAUCCUCUCCCAGAACGAUCACCCCACGCUGGUGUCUCACGCUAUUCGUUGCGCAGAACUCCUGUUCUUGCGCCUGGAACAUGUCUAUCGGCAUCAAUUCCAUCGUGAAGGCGUCAUCUCCGAGAUCUUCAAGCUUGCUCAGCAGCCGUUGUCGACAAACAAGCUGGAAAAGCAGACUGGCGAUACCACCACGAAGGACACCGCUAAGGAAGAGAAACCCGCUGCGGAAGCCCCCGCCAAGGAUAGUUCCGUCUUGGGCUCAGACGACGAGGAUGGGCACGACGACGAUGAAGCAGAAGAUGACUAUGAUGAGCCGGAGGACGAAGAUAACGAUGACAUUUCCGAAAGCUCAUCGUCAGCCUCAGGCCAACUCGUUGCUAACAAGAUCGCCAAUGCAUUGAAGGAUCUCGUAAUUCGCAACGCCCAGGGCUUUGUCAGUCAGUACGAAGCUAGUCAAGGCAAUGACAUGCGAGAUAAGGCCUUGGAGAUUCUUAAAGAAUUGCAAACUCUUGCUUCCGAUCUCGAGGCGUGCUACUCGGGCGAUGAGACUGACGACGGACUUUCCCUCUUCAAGAAGUUGGCAACUUACUUUGACGGCGAUGCACUGGAGAGCAUCACUAGCUCAGAGCUGUUGAACUCUGGCAUCAUCACAGUUCUUCUCAAGGUCUUUGGGGAUUUUCAAACAACGUCUAUGCGCGAAGCUCGUGCCGCCUUUUUGCAAGCAUUCAUGGGGUCGACCAUAUCCGAAAAGGCCCAAAGCCAGAGUACUGCAACUACCCCCUUUAGUGUGCUCAUUCAGAAAUUGCAGGAUUUGCUCAGCAGGACUGAGCAUUUUGAGGUCACCACCGUCAGUCACAACUCAUUGGAGAAUACACGUAGCAAUGCCGCCUACAUGCUUGGGAAGCAACUCCGAUUGAAGCUUGUGGCAGAUGAGGAUUCCGACAUCCCCAGAACCUAUCGCAACAUCAUGGUAUCGAUUCAUGCCAUCGCGACUUUCAAGGCCUUGGACGAUUUCUUGCAUCCGAGAAUUAGUCUGUCUGAUAGGCCAAGGCCAGCGCGUAAUCACGACUCGAUCCUUGCCCAACUUGCAAAUGCAAAUGCAGCCCGGCUUCGUGAGCAAAUAGCUGAUGCAGAGCGCUUUAGCAGCGGUAGCCCUCAGCUGCCACGAACUUCGAGCACGACGAAUAACCCGGCUAAGCCCGGAGAAACUCCUGCCGGUGGCGACGAGUCUGAGACAGGACUGAGACGAUCAAGACGUCACGAAGCCGCUGCCGAAAGUGAACAUGACAAUGAGCCGCUCGAAUGCGCAGACGAACGGCAAAUGAGCGAUGACGAAGAUCAUGAUGAUGAAGGCGACGACGAGGAGUUGAACGCCAUUGUGGAUGAUCUCGAUGAAGACCUUUCGGACGACAAUGCCCAAGACCCUACUGCUGUCAACAUGGAGGUUGCAUCUUCCGGCAAGGUGACUGCUCGCAAAGAAGAUGGCACCCGUGUAGCUACACCAUUGCAGACGCCCGCUUCCAAGUCAACGACAUCUGCACCGAGCGCCGGCCCGAACCCCUCAUCUGGUAGCUCCUUGGCAACGGCAGGUCGACCGUUCUCGUCUUAUGCGGCUGCCAUGGCCUCAAUCCCUUCAGACUGGCACAUCGAGUUUAGCAUUGACGACCACCCAGUGUCUAGUGAUACCACCAUCUACCGUGCAGUGCAUCACAAUCGUCAGCAUGUUGACCCAAGCGUGAAGAACGUUUGGUCGGCAGUGCACACAGUCAAAUUCCGGCGUGUCCCAGGGCCCCCUCCUCCUGAACCCUCAUCUAUCACUCAGGGAGGCUCUGUCUCUGCCAAGCCCGAGGGUGAAGAGAUGCCGGCUUCUCUCAGUCAAGGUCCCACGACCGCGGUGAUCCUCCAGCUUCUCCGUGUCUUGCACGAGAUGAAUGCCACUCUCGACGAUAUAAUUGCGGAGACUAAAGAGCUUGUCGCACUGAAGCCGGAGCCAUUGGCCCAAUUCAUCAACACUAAGCUGACUGCCAAGCUCAACCGACAAUUGGAAGAGCCUCUCAUCGUGGCGAGUAGCUGUCUCCCUAGCUGGAGCGAGGAUCUUGCCCGCCUCUUCCCAUUCUUGUUUCCGUUUGAGACGCGACACUUGUUCCUCCAGUCAACUGCGUUCGGCUAUUCGCGCGCGAUGAUGAGGUGGCAUAGUUCCCAGAACGGCGAUGACAGCCGCAAUGACAGUCGGCGCGAUGACCGACCUAUCCUCGGUCGCUUGCAGCGGCAGAAGGUGAGGAUCUCAAGAAGCCGUAUCUUGGAGUCUGCCAUCAAAGUGAUGGAGCUCUAUGGGUCUUCUCCGAGCGUGCUGGAGGUUGAAUACUUUGAGGAAGUCGGUACCGGGUUAGGCCCUACUCUUGAGUUCUACUCCACCGUCUCGAAGGAGUUUUCGAAGAAGAAGCUGAAGAUCUGGAGGGAGAACGAUUGCGCCAAUGGCGAAGAGUACGCGUUUGGCAAGCGCGGUCUGUUCCCUGCGCCCAUGAGUGAGGCACAGGCUGCAUCGGAAGCCGGUAAGAAGCAACUGCACUUGUUCAAGAUUCUCGGAAAGUUUGUUGCCCGGUCAAUGCUCGACUCUCGAAUCAUCGACAUCUCGUUCAACCCAGCCUUCUUCCGCAUUGCUGACAGCUCAACCUUUGUUGCGCCGUCGCUUGGCACCGUGAAGGCUGUUGACCAGGAUCUGGCGAAUUCGUUGACGUUGCUGAAGCGCUACGCCACUGCGAAGAAGGCCAUCGAAGAGGACAGAGGGCUGUCUGUAGCUCAGAAAGCUCAGGCUCUCCAAGCCGUUGAAAUUAAUGGGGUCAAGGUCGAGGAUCUAAGCUUGGAUUUCACACUACCUGGAUAUCCAGCUAUUGAGUUGAUCAAGGAUGGUUCGAACAUCCCCGUGAUGAUCGACAACGUAGAUCUGUAUGUGGACAGAGUGGUGGAUAUGACCUUGGGCAAUGGAGUCCAGCGUCAAUUAGAAGCCUUCCGAGCGGGCUUUUCCCAGGUUUUCCCUUACUCGGCUCUGCGAACCUUCACUCCUAACGAACUGGUUAUGCUAUUCGGCCGCGCCGAGGAGGAUUGGACUAUUGAGACCCUGAUGGACUCCAUCAAAGCUGACCAUGGCUUCAACAUGGACAGCCGGAGCGUGCGGAACUUGCUUCAGACGAUGAGCGAGCUGAAUGCACAACAACGACGAGACUUCUUGCAGUUUGUGACCGGCAGUCCCAAGCUGCCGAUUGGCGGCUUCAAGAGUCUCACUCCGAUCUUCACGGUGGUCUGUCGGCCCAGCGAGCCGCCAUAUACCCCCGACGACUACUUGCCUAGUGUCAUGACCUGUGUCAACUACCUGAAGCUUCCCGACUACAGCAGCUUGGACACCCUUCGCGAGCGACUGUCUGUUGCCAUCAAGGAGGGCCAGGGUGCAUUCCAUCUGUCGUAG